AUCCGUGCCUGGGGCCCCGCCAUUGGAUGCUCUCAGCUUUCUGGGAGACGGCUCAAUUCGAAUGACGACAACCGCCCAUUCAUUCUGUCGCAACCAGCAAGCCACAACCUUUGAUCUCGUCGCGAAUACCUCCCGACAACCUAUCGAGCGCCCGUAAAAUUCGGCGAUCGAGCGGCAGAAGUGGUCAACAUGUCCGGACUGAGAAUAUUAGUGCCCAUCAAGCGGGUCAUCGACUAUGCAGUCAAGCCGCGGGUGAACAAGGCGCAGACGGGCGUCGAGCUGGCCGGGGUCAAGCACAGCAUGAACCCGUUCGACGAGCUCUCGGUUGAGGAGGCGGUGCGGCUGCGGGAGCGCAAGGCCGGGCCGGCGGGGGUGGAGGACAUAUGCGUCAUCUCGGCGGGGCCCGCAAAGGCGCAGGAGACGCUCCGGACGGCCAUGGCCAUGGGCGCGGACCGGGCGGUGCACGUCGAGACGGCCGAGGACGCGCCGGCGCUCGAGCCGCUGUCGGUGGCCAAGCUGCUCAAGAGGGCGGCCGAGGACCACAAGAGCAACCUGGUGAUACUCGGCAAGCAGAGCAUCGACGACGACUCGGCCCAGACGGGGCCCAUGCUUGCCGCGCUCCUGGGCUGGCCGCAGGCGACGCAGGCGUCAAAGGUGGAGGUCGGAAGCGACGGCAGCGUCAGCGUGACGUGCGAGGUGGACGGCGGCGUCGAGACGGUGCGCGCGCGGCUGCCCAUGGUGGUCACGACGGACCUGCGGCUCAACGAACCGCGCUACGCGAGCCUGCCCAACAUCAUGAAGGCCAAGAAGAAGCCGCUCGAGAAGAAGGCGCUGGCCGACUACGGCGUCUCGGCCGAGAGCAGGCUCAAGGUCGUCAAGGUCACCGAACCACCUCCGAGACAGGGCGGAGGAAAGGUCGAGGACGUCGGCGGCCUCGUCGCAAAGCUGAAGGAGCUUGGUGCAUUAUAAAGCCUUGGCGGUAGAAUGUGUGCUUUUGUUGCAUGUCAUGCACAGCAGCAGCAGCCACUAGCCAUGUUGCCCAUAGAACUGUAUGUCUAGAGGGGUAUGUAGACGUGUCGUCGUCGGAAGACUAUACAAAAUAGAGUGUUUGCUACAAGCCCUACCGAGGCUAGGAAGAACGCUGGCUCUCUACGCCGCUACCUACCUAGGUAGCUCACUUGGUCACAUUGCUGGUCCC
Gaeumannomyces tritici R3-111a-1 is the source of this 1198-nucleotide messenger RNA. RefSeq lists its product as hypothetical. The record is from RefSeq and is a predicted model, not a curated record. Gene Ontology annotation, cellular component: cytosol. The transcript has 3 exons. Gene Ontology annotation, molecular function: electron transfer activity. NCBI's taxonomy places the organism in Eukaryota, Fungi, Ascomycota, Sordariomycetes, Magnaporthales, Magnaporthaceae. The coding region runs from base 190 to 969 and encodes 259 amino acids.